AUGGCCAACGAAAAGCCCAAGGAAGGGGUCAAGACUGAGAACAACGAUAAUAUUAAUUUGAAGGCGGCAGGGCAGGAUAAUUCUGUGGUGCAGUUUAAGAUUAAGAGGCAUAUACCUCUUAAUAAACUAAUGAAAGCCUAUUGGGAAGGACAGGAACUGGAGGAUGAAGAUACAACCAACGCGCUCCAGCAGCGGACGGGAGGCGUCUCCUAA
Messenger RNA from Pteronotus mesoamericanus, 213 nucleotides. RefSeq names its product small ubiquitin-related modifier 2-like. Gene Ontology annotation, molecular function: protein tag activity; ubiquitin-like protein ligase binding. The transcript has 2 exons. The record is from RefSeq and is a predicted model, not a curated record. NCBI's taxonomy places the organism in Eukaryota, Metazoa, Chordata, Mammalia, Chiroptera, Mormoopidae. Bases 1 to 213 code for a protein of 70 amino acids. Gene Ontology annotation, biological process: protein sumoylation. Gene Ontology annotation, cellular component: nucleus.